Lathyrus oleraceus (garden pea) is the source of this 378-nucleotide messenger RNA. RefSeq lists its product as uncharacterized. NCBI's taxonomy places the organism in Eukaryota, Viridiplantae, Streptophyta, Magnoliopsida, Fabales, Fabaceae. The transcript has a single exon. The coding region runs from base 1 to 378 and encodes 125 amino acids. The record is from RefSeq and is a predicted model, not a curated record.
AUGAAGAUCAGAGAGAAUGAUCUCAAGUUGAUAAUGGAACAGAUCGUUGAUUUCAAAUCUUUUGAGGUAAAUGUGUAUCCUCUAAAAGAACAUUUUGAAUUUCAAAGAUGGUUACAUUUAUUUGAUAUACUUAAUGGUCCAACCUAUCCCUACUUGGUUAAAGAUUUAUGGGUUAGAGUUGAGGUCUAUGAUGAAGUUGCUACAUCUUUUGAAGAAAAAUGGAAUAUUGUUGAAGACGAAGCUAAUAGAAGGAAAUCAAUAUCUGAGAUAGGUCUGAAACAGUUUAAAGAAGUUAAAAUCAGAUCAGUUGUAAUGGGUGUUGGUGUUACCAUCACUCAAAGGGAUAUUGCCAAGCUGAGUUGUGUAGCUAAUGAAUAA